CGCUCUCAUUAUUAUAAUACCAAAGAGAAAACAUCUGAGAUAAGGAUGGGAAGGAAGAGUAAGAGACGCGUACUGCAGGAAGCACAGGCAGGAGUAGCUAGAGCGUCCAAAAGAAGAACAGCAGGCGAUGAUGUGGCCGAGUCAAGUGCCUUUGUUACUGGAUGCCUUGAAAGAGGACGUACUUUUGAAGAUGACGAGGUGGGGGAUAUGCCAUCAAACAUAUGGGUCAAAGAAGAGUUAUCCAGAAAAGAUAUAUCGGAUGAAUCGUUUAUGGAGCACCCAAGACUAAUACAGAACUUCAAUGUGAAGGCUGAAAUCGAUGAAGACUUUGAUGAUACUGAAAAUAAAUUAGAAAUAAAAGAUGAACCAAUAGAGUAUCAUGACUCGGAAUACAGUAUCAGAUUUGAAGAAAGUGUUGGCAGAGUUGAGGAUUCAAAAGACUUCAUAAGUGUUUCAAACCUUUGUCAGGCAAGUAUCUAAAUACGGCUAAAAUGAUAUAAACAUUUAUGACCCUGUUAUCAGGUAAGUCUUAUGUAUCUCAGAUUCAAAGAUUCUAAGUCCUCAACAGGAUCGCAG
Penaeus indicus is the source of this 576-nucleotide messenger RNA. RefSeq lists its product as uncharacterized. The transcript has 4 exons. Lineage: Eukaryota; Metazoa; Arthropoda; Malacostraca; Decapoda; Penaeidae. The coding region runs from base 46 to 480 and encodes 144 amino acids. The record is from RefSeq and is a predicted model, not a curated record.